This is a messenger RNA of Schizosaccharomyces cryophilus OY26, 1431 nucleotides long. Its product is annotated as homoserine dehydrogenase. Gene Ontology annotation, molecular function: aspartate kinase activity; homoserine dehydrogenase activity; NADP binding. The transcript is spliced from 2 exons. NCBI's taxonomy places the organism in Eukaryota, Fungi, Ascomycota, Schizosaccharomycetes, Schizosaccharomycetales, Schizosaccharomycetaceae. Gene Ontology annotation, biological process: aspartate family amino acid biosynthetic process; L-homoserine biosynthetic process. The record is from RefSeq and is a predicted model, not a curated record. Bases 27 to 1157 code for a protein of 376 amino acids.
CCUCUGCCAACAACGGUCUUCGCAAAAUGACUGCUGAAAGAACAAACGUUAACGUUGCUAUCAUUGGUACUGGUACCAUUGGUAGUGAGCUUUUGAACCAAAUCAAGGACUUCAAUAUCAAGGCCUCUCAAAAUGGUACUCCUUCCUUCAACGUCGUCGCCAUCACCAGCACAAGAGGCUACUACAUUUCUAAGGACUACAAACCCAUUGAUUUGACCCAAUGGAGAAGUUUGCAUGCCCAAAACCAAGGUGCUCUUUCCAUUGACAUUUUGCUCGACUUCCUUUCGAAUUCUCCUCUUCCUGCCAUCAUGGUUGACAACACUUCUUCUGAGCUCGUCGCUUAUUCUUACCCCAAGUUCUUGUCCAAGAAGAUCAGCAUUGCUACUCCUAACAAAAAGGCUUUCUCUGCGAAUGCCGAGGUCUACAACUCUUUAGUUGAGGCUACCAAGAGAAGCGGUGCUCAUUUGAUGCACGAAGCUUCUGUUGGUGCUGGUCUGCCCAUCAUCUCCACACUCAAGGAACUCAUUGCUACUGGUGACGAGAUCCUCAAAGUUGAAGGUAUCUUUUCUGGCACUUUGUCUUAUAUUUUCAAUGUUUGGUCUCCCAAUGGUAAGAAGGGCACUGCCUCUUUCUCUGACAUCGUCAAGAUCGCUAAAGAAAAUGGCUACACCGAACCAGAUCCUCGUGAUGACUUGAACGGUAUGGACGUUGCACGCAAAGUCACUAUUUUGUCUCGCAUUGCCGGUGUUCAGGUUGAGUCUCCCAGUUCCUUCCCUGUCAAGUCUUUGAUUCCUAAGCCUUUGGAAUCUGCUGCUAAUGCUGAUGAGUUUAUGGCUGGUUUGCCCAAUUAUGAUACUGAAUUUGCCAAGAUCCGUGAAGAAGCCGAUAAGGAAGGGAAGGUUGUCCGUUUCGUUGGUGAGGCUGAUGUUGUCAAUAAAUCUACCUUGGUUAAGCUUGAAAAGUAUGACGCUUCUCAUCCUUUUGCCAACCUUCAAUCUUCUGACAACAUUAUCGCUUUCACUACAAAGCGCUACCAAGCCCGUCCUCUCGUCAUCAUUGGUGCUGGUGCUGGUCCCGCUGUCACUGCUGCUGGUGUUCUUGGUGAUAUGAUUAAGAUCAUGAGCCAGGUUCGUACUCGCGAUGCUCCCAGCGCUUAAACAACUAACUCUGGAUGGUGAUAUUUUGGAUUUUACUUAGAUUUUGAAGAAAUUAAAAAUGUGCGUAUAAUGGUUCAUUCGUUGUACCUGGAUUCCAAUGGAAUUUUUAAUUUGCUGUAAUCAUAAAAUCUUUACUGGUUUUAGCUUUCUUUCUCUAAUCUCUUCAUGAUGUAAAUUCAACAUGGAGUGAAAGCUAUGCCAGCAAUUGUCAUUCAAUUUUAUUGGCUUAACAAGAUAAGAGAAAGCAACCAAAUAAAAAUAAUCUGUAAACUGU